This is a messenger RNA of Linderina pennispora, 2166 nucleotides long. RefSeq lists its product as uncharacterized. Lineage: Eukaryota; Fungi; Kickxellomycota; Kickxellomycetes; Kickxellales; Kickxellaceae. The coding region runs from base 1 to 2166 and encodes 721 amino acids. The record is from RefSeq and is a predicted model, not a curated record. The transcript is spliced from 7 exons. Gene Ontology annotation, molecular function: DNA binding.
AUGGAUGAUACCCGAGAUUUGACAAAGCGCUUCAAAUCCAUUGCUCCGCUCUCUGUUGGAACCCGGACAGCUAAGCGGCGCGUGGUGUCGGCCAGUGACCUGGCACCGACGGCCAAGCGGGCGCAAUUCAUAAAGAACAAAGACCUGUACCAAGGCCAUUCACAGGACGUAAUCUUAGCCAAAUCGCUCAUCGAUCCCGAGCAGAAAUGCUCCAUAACGACGAUCAAGGCAUACGUGACGCACGUGUGCGCGUGGUUCCGGUACUGCCGCACACUGCCCGAACCCAACUACAAGCUGGUAAAUGAGGAGAAGCUCUCUGGUUUCCUCAAGUGGGCAACACAGACUCCGAGGCUACCCUCAAAGCGCAACCCACGGCGUAGCACCGACCAGACACAGGAACGCCAGCGCCGGUGGCUCCAUGGCGGGAUCCUUGCACUCUGGCGGCGGUUCCGCAAGCCCGACGAGGAGAACCCGCUGCAUGCCCUCAGCUAUCCUGAGCACCAACAGUCCAAGGUCCCGCGGUCCCAGCAGGAACGGCAGCAUGUGGCAUUUGCCGUCACUAGCGAGCAGGAGAUGUCGAUUGUGCAGCGGUAUUUUGCCAUGGACCCGCACGUCGGCGUGCAGGCAUGGGCCCACUAUGUACUGGGUGCCUCGACAUGGAUCCCUGGCAACCACCGCCUGCACCUACGGCUCAGCAGCCUGACGGCGUCGCCCGAGUCAGCCCAGCACGUUGGACGGUUUGCUGAAAUCGGUGUUGCGCGCCACACCAAUCCGCUUCUGUGCCCAUGGUAUGCCAUUUCUUUGCUGAUUUUCAUGCAGUGGCAUGCGCAGCCGACAGCGUCGGCUAACGCCUCACUCGCCGAUCUUGGCACGUGGCUGGGGCAGGCCCUGUUCCAGUCUUACGACCAGGCCAACGGUCCUGUUCCAGCGUCUAACAUCAACUACACUCCCGACAUGCAUGUGGUGCGUGCGCGAGACAAGAUCAUGGGUGAGCCGCUGGGCAUGUCAGCCACGCAGGUCGUGAGGCUUGCCAAAUGGCGCAUCCACCAUCGCCGCGAGGGCGUUUCGCGCUCUCAAGCCUUCCUUGACCUGGCGCUGGUGAUCUCCGGCCAGUCACCGCCCCAGGAAAACAACCCUGACACAUACAAGCCCCUGGCACGCACCAAGGUCCCGGUGCCCGAUCAGCUGGUCUAUGGUGUAUUCCCAUGGCUGCAAAAGUUUUCAUCGAACCUUGAGACUCGCACCCGCGCCAUGACCAUGCCGGACCGCCCUAGCCCUGCUGGAGUCCGCCAAUCGGCCAAGGGGGCUGGUAAGACUGAGAAGCUUGCUAGCCUUCAAGUGAUGCGCGAGUUUGCCCGUGUGCUGAUCCAGGACACUGCCGCAUUGCUGAUUGACCCACAGUGGUCCGAGCUCAUUCAGACGCACCCACUAUUCAGUGCGCCUGUGUUCCACUCGCCGGUGUUUUCCUCGUCCACCCCUGUCCCACAUCCAUUGCAGCCGGUUCCCAACCAGCAGCAGCCAGUGCAAGAAAGCACACUGGAGGCAUUCCCUUCGAUGCCCACCGACAUGCAGGUUCUGUCUGCUGAGCCGCUCCUGGACCUGCUGCCGCCCACGCUGCCCCAACCGACCACGUACCAGCCGCGGGAAUCCUCCAGCAUCACACCAACGACGUCUCUGCCGUUCUUCGCCACCAGCGCCAGUCAGAACAAUAUGCAGAACGCCAGCUGUCCGGGGUUCUACGCACCAUCAAUUGAUCAGCUGCUGCUGUCGGAUCCUAGCUCCGCAAAGACCCUGAACCAGGAUAUCCUGAAUCUGGUCGGAUACUUUGCCAACCCUGAUGACAAUUCUUCGUGUGGCCUGGCACAGCCGCAGGAUGCACCAUCGAUGAACAAGUCAGUGUCCAUGUAUGCGCUGCACACGCCGUCAGGGCCUAUCAGUCCUGUGCCGUCUGCUCAGCAGCAGCACCAGCAGCAACAACAAAGCUACUUGGCCAAUAUUCAAUCAGCUUUGACAGGCCUAGUUGGAAUGUCGACACAGCCAUCCCCGAUCUACAACUUGGGCCAGCAGCAGCAGCAACAGCCGCAGGGGUUUAUGAUGCCCAUGCUCAGCCGGUCCCAGACCAUGCAGCAAGACGUCUCACACACCCAGUCGCAGCAGUAUUUGUAA